AUGUUGAACAAAAAGGAGAAAGUUGAAACGGAGGAAAGAAAUGUAGAAACAGCUCUCUCAGAUUGUGUUCCUGCUCAUUCGGAGGUUUGCUAUUGUGUCCUUACAAAUGAAGACUUCCCGAUUAUUCCAUACAACGCAUUUCUGUUAAGCGAUGAUACGGAAUCGACGUGUUCAUCGUCAACAGAAGAACCAAUUCCACCAGACGGUGGCUAUGGAUGGGUUAUUGUUCUUGCAUCCUUCCUUAUUCAUUUUAUUUGUGAUGGGGUUUCAUUUUCAUUUGGCAUCAUGUUUUCGGAAAUUCAAGAAUAUUUCAAUGUAACAAAAACGAUGUCUGGUAUUGUUGGAUCAAUUUUUUUAUCAAUACCGUUGCUGUCAGGGCCGCUUGCUGGAGCUUUAACCGAUAUAUAUGAUUGUCGGCGUAUGACAAUCAUUGGUGGAUUUAUAGCAGCUGGUGGUGGACUGAUAUCCUUUUUCGCAUUUAGCAUUUGGCAUUUUUUGCUUUCAUUUGCCGUCAUUACGGGCAUUGGUUUAAGCUUUUGCUUUAAUAGCGCUAUUGUUGCAGUCACUUAUUAUUUCCAAAAAAAAAGAGCCAUUGCAACGGGUAUUGCUGUUUGCGGUUCUGGCGCGGGUACUUUUGUUCUUGCACCACUCAUCGAAAUGCUAUUUGCAAAGUUUGGUUGGCGUCCUUCUCUUCUUUGUAUGGGAUUUCUUUUACUGCUUAUUGUCGGUUGUGGUUUUAUGAUUAAGGAUCUGGAGUGGCCUCAUGAUACUAUAGAAUACAAGAGAAAAAAAUUCAUCGAAAAAACUGAGCGUGAUAGGGUACGAUUAGCUAUGAGGAAUGGUGCUAAUAAUUCCAGUGUCUUCACUGUUAGUUCCAAUUAUCAGAUGGAUUUUCCGUACACUGUUUUGGCUCCUCGACGUACUAUAUCGCUGCCUUCAAUACCAACGUAUGCAAUACCCCUUCUGCAAGUUAUCGAUCAGUCUUUAAAUGUACAAUCGGCUGCUGUUAAUGAAUUGCAAAUACCAGUAUCAAAAAGUCACAGUAUGGGUGAAUUUUUGCGUGGUCCAGAAAAGGACAUAACAAAAGGGCACGCACUUAUUUUUGAUGUCAGUCGUCCUGGAAAACGAAAUUUGGUGGUGCAUGACGACGAAAUUGAUACAUCAUUAGAAUCAUCUCGUCAGGUUUGCUCCAGCGAAAGUUGUCACUCAGAAACUGGCGAUUUAACAUCCAACCAAGCGUCUGAAGUGGACACUGAAUUUCCAAGGAGAACCUUGCGUGCCAGUGGCGAUGAUAGCUUGGAUGACAGCAGCAGGCAAAGCGGGCUCAUUCAUGCUAAACUUGAACGCACAAGAAGCUAUAAUUUGAUACAAGAAAAUGCCACGAAGGAACCAUUGUUAGGCGGCAACACUAAGGAAGAGAAAUCGACAACACAAGUAGUUAAAAUCUCGGAAGAUAUUAUUCCUUCUUUCACAAGCCGCACUGUUUGCAAUUCGUGCAUUGCGACUCAGCUAGGUGCAGCACGAGGCCGAGUACCUGCAAUUAACGUGUUAAGUUUUCGUUGGAAAUUUGUGCCAUUUGGUAUCGGUAUGUCCCGACGAAUACCUUCUGCUCCUGCUAUUUGUUAUCGUAGAAAGCGAAAGCGAAGAACAAUUCAGUUAAGUAAGAUGUGGGAAUCAUUUCUAAAAUGGAUUUCUAAUACAAAACUGGUAUUGGUAGUUCCUGAGUUUUCUAUUUUCUUGUUAAGUACCUUCAUUCUCUAUGUAUUCUUUGAUAUACCGUACGUUAAUUUUCCGGAAUAUGCUGUAGAAAUUCAUAAUAUUACUGAGACUAAAGCAUCGUACCUGGUAUCUAGCAUUGGUCUUACGAACAUGGUUAGCAUGUUGUUUUGUGGAAUCGUCGCCGAUUGGAAUCGAACAAGUCAGUAUAUCAUUCAAAUGUAUGGAAUAUUUAUAACUUUAGCGGGUUUAUGUGUUGCUCUUACACCGUUUGCCACUUCCUAUGUUCGCUUAAUGACACUUUGUAUUGGUUUUGGUUUCUUCAUUAGCGCGAACUACACCUUAGCAUCCGUGAUUACUCUUCAAAUCCUUUGUUUAUAUGAUUUUCAAACCGGUUAUGGAAUUCUCUGUCUGGUGGAAGGUCUUGGAAAUCUUAUCGGUCCAGCAUUAAUCGGUUUUAUGCGCGACAACUUAACUGGUUACGAUAAUAUAUUCUUGCUAGCUGGAGCAGGCAUAAUGAUUUCUGGUCUUAUGGUUGUGGCUAUUGAUGUAUUUAUGCUCACAUAUGAUACUGAUCACGAGAAGAAACAUUUGAUGAAACGUGAAGAUAUACUGGAGACCGAACGGACUGCAUUAAAACGGUGA
This is a messenger RNA of Loa loa (African eye worm), 2361 nucleotides long. RefSeq lists its product as hypothetical. The coding region runs from base 1 to 2361 and encodes 786 amino acids. NCBI's taxonomy places the organism in Eukaryota, Metazoa, Nematoda, Chromadorea, Rhabditida, Onchocercidae. Gene Ontology annotation, biological process: monocarboxylic acid transport; transmembrane transport. Gene Ontology annotation, molecular function: monocarboxylic acid transmembrane transporter activity. The record is from RefSeq and is a predicted model, not a curated record. The transcript has 17 exons.